Notodromas monacha is the source of this 923-nucleotide messenger RNA. NCBI's taxonomy places the organism in Eukaryota, Metazoa, Arthropoda, Ostracoda, Podocopida, Cyprididae. The record is from the annotation of a GenBank genome assembly.
AGUUUCUUGUCAGUCUGGUGAGUUAUUGCACGGACUGCUUCCAUUACAGGUGUUAGGAGAUGAGGCUAUUAGUAUUCACGUGUUUCUUGGCAACCGGCGUGGCGUUACGCGUUCGUGGUGUGAUCGACCGGGAAUCCUUAUUGAUCGCCAAGUUCGGAUUUCAGAAGACGGUUUCUACAGAAGAUAUCGACACCCGAGGCUAUGUGUUCGGCAAUGUAAGCUCGAACUCUGACCUUGACUCGGGACUGACCAUGAGCUUGUUACCUGGGGGCUACUUCGAUGCCUUCUCAGAUCAUGUGAUUGACUCCGACGAGUCUUGUAGAGCAGCUUUUGCGGAAAUUGGAGGCGCGGCUUAUGAUUCCGCGUGUAAUCCAUCCGGGGCGGAGGAUUUCCUACGUCGCGUGCCUUGUGAUGUGGGUACUUUGUGCAAGGAUGAGGAUCAGCCGAAACUGGUGGUGAAAUAUAACCAGUUCACGUAUAUUGUCGAAGACUUCCAACAUCCUCGGUUCUGGUUUCUUUCGAUUAGUCCGUGUCGUCGGCAGCCGUCUCUGAACUGCACGUGGAAAUACACAGCAGUACCGAACGGAGUGGAAAUCAAGUACGACAUUUGGCUCGUGAACGGGAAUCCCUACAAAACCGAACGCAAUCCUCUUGAGUACCAAUUCUCGUUUGAGAAACAAGACACCGCCGAGCUUUAUUUGGUGUUCUUGCUAACCUAUGCGGUGCUUUGUGUCGUGUCGUGGUGCAAUUGGCGCCUCGUCAAGUAUCGUCUGGGACACCCCGUUUUCGUCUUGCUAGCCAGUAUCGUGUGCAUGUUCCUGGGUCUCGGCCUGACCUCGUUGCACGUGUGUUUGUUUGCCGUGGACGGCGUUGGACUGCCGGCAUUGGGCUGUGUUGCUAGAUUCCUGCGAACAUUUUCUCAA